AUAUGGCCGUGAUGCAUAUCUGCAACAUACCGUUUGAAUUCAACUAUUUCAUAGUGUUUAUAAAGAAAGUGACAUGUGUUAGUGUGAUGUCAUAAUGCAACAAGGCUUUUUUUUAUUAGUAUGACCUGAUCCCACUCUACCAUGAGUUUUGACAACAUAAGUUUACUUUUCCCGCCAAUUUUGUGAAACAAGCACGAAUAAUGUCAGAAAAAGGAUUAACGCCUUCGCAAAUAGAAAGUUUUUUUAAUAGCGUGGAUAGCGAGGAUGAUCUCGACUUUUCUGCUGAUGACGAAAGCGAUUACUAUCCCAAUAAAGAAGAUUUUGAGACCUCAGAUGACGAAGUUUUGGAAAAUCAAGUUGAACUCCCUACCGACUUGAAUGUUCCAAGCAAGGAUGUCAACGAUGUUGCGACUUCUAGCAAAAAGGACCUAAGAAGGAAUUUGCUAUGGAGACAACGCAGUUUGAUUUUGAAUGAGAACCAACUUCAGCUGCUCACGAGCACUGCGUUACCUCCGGAACUAAUGGAGCUGUCCCAGCCUAUUCAAUUUUUUUCGUAUCUAUUUCCUAAAAAAGUUUUUGAGAAUAUUUCGAAUGAAACUAACCUUUACAUUCAUCAAAAAGAGCCAAACGCAAAUAUUACUUUUACUCCUUUGGAUAUUCAACAGUUUGUUGGAAUUGUGUUGUAUAUGUCCAUUUCACGACUUCCAAAAUGUGCCCUUUACUGGUCUGCAAGUAUUGGAAUACCGACAAUUCAAAACAUUAUGUCACAAAAAACAUUUGAAACAAUCAGACGUCACAUUCAUUUCAACAACAAUGAUAAUAAUCUGCCUUUGACUGAUUCCCGUCAUGAUCGGCUUUUCAAAAUACGACCACUUAUUUAGGAAAUUAAUAAUAAUUUUGGAAAAGUACCUAAGGAACAGUUUUUGUGUGUCGACGAACAGAUUUGUUCAACAAAAGCAAGAUCACAUAUGAAACGGUACAAUCCUAACAAGCCUCAUAAAUGGGGAUAUAAAAUAUAUGUUUUAAGCGGUAAUUCGGGCUUCUGCUAUAAAUUCGAGAUUGAUUCUGGCAAUGAAAACGUAGUACUACUUAACGAGCCAGAUCUAGGAGCAGCAUCAAAUUGUGUUGUAAGAUUGGCCAGAGAAGUCCCCAGGCAUCAGAAUUUUCGCCUAUAUUUUGACAAUUAUUUUAAUUCAUUACCUCUUUUAAAGUAUUUGGCGGAAAGCGGGAUCUUAGCGUUGGGUACAAUUCGAAAGAACAGAAUCCCUAAUUUCAAAUCCAUGGAGAAUAUUCACCUAAAGAAAAAUCCUCGCGGCACGUCUGUGGAGUAUGUCGCUGAUUUUGGUGGAGUAGACAUAUCUUGCACCUCAUGGGUGGAUAAUAAAAUAGUUUCAUUGGCAUCGAACUACGCUGGAAUAGUUCCCACAGACACUGCCCGCCGAUUCAACAAGGCCAAAAAGGAAUAUAUACAAAUUGACCGUCCUUUCGCUGUAGCACAAUACAACAGUUAUAUGGGAGGCGUUGAUCUGAUCGACAGUAUAAUCGGAAGAUAUAAAAUUUUAUUGAGAAGCAAACGUUGGCAAGUCAGAAUCUUUUAUCAUUUACUGGACCUUACAAUCAGCAACGCUUGGUUGUUGUAUAAACGUGUUAUGAAGGCAAAUGGAUAUCCUGGAAAAGUUUUAAGUUCAUCAGACUUUCGGCUUGAUAUCGCAGAAGUGCUAACAAAAGUUAACACUAAAUCAAAAUUGGGUAAACGAAGUUCCGUCAUUGAAAAUGAAUUGCAGCUAAAGAAGCAGAGAGGUCCAACUCAGCAUGUACCAAACCAAAUGGUACGACAGGAUCAGGUUGGACAUUGGCCAAUUUGGGCAGACAAAAGAAUAAGAUGCAAGUUUCCAAACUGUGCAGGAUAUUCUCAAGUCAUGUCCAACAAAUGUGGAGUAGCUUUAUGCUUCAAUAAAAGAAAUAAUUGUUUCACCAAUUUUCACUUAAAUUAAACAGUAAUUUAAGCGCCUUAUAGCAAAUAUUAUAAUAAAAUUUACGUUUUAUCUAUGUAAACUGAGCACUGAAACUAUUAAAUAUAUUAUGAAUUCAAAUAUUUUGUUUAAUGCACUAAAAACAUUACAAAUAUAUUCAUUUAUGUUAAAUAAAUUUUUGGAUUAUAUUAAGUUUAAUUUUGAACCCAAGCAUAUUUGAUGUAUUUAUGCAACAUAUCCUUUAUCCUUAAUAAAAGUGUAAAAAAUCAAAAAUCGGGAAAACGAAAAAAAAGUGUAUUUUUUAUUUUUAAUUAUAUAUCUAAAAACAAAAACCGCAUCAAAAUCGGAGUUUAUGCCAUAUGAAGGGCUAAUAUUGUUCUUGACGAUACUUUGACGAUAUUUCGUCUUUGAUCGGUAACGAACUUCAUUUGGUCCAAGCUACUUCGGCUAUCUCAUCUUUAAUAAUUUUCUUUUUUUCAUCCGCCAACUUUUGCGUAGCUCGAGACAUCGUUGUUGCAUCCGGCA
Messenger RNA from Drosophila ananassae, 2498 nucleotides. Its product is annotated as piggyBac transposable element-derived protein 2-like. The transcript is spliced from 2 exons. Bases 969 to 1994 code for a protein of 341 amino acids. Lineage: Eukaryota; Metazoa; Arthropoda; Insecta; Diptera; Drosophilidae. The record is from RefSeq and is a predicted model, not a curated record.